This is a messenger RNA of Momordica charantia (bitter melon), 844 nucleotides long. Its product is annotated as HVA22-like protein a. Lineage: Eukaryota; Viridiplantae; Streptophyta; Magnoliopsida; Cucurbitales; Cucurbitaceae. The record is from RefSeq and is a predicted model, not a curated record.
AGAACACAUUUGGAAGAACGGUUUCUCUCUCCCUUCUUCGUUUUGGGAUUCUGGGUUUUUAAAUUUGAAGACCAUUGAUAUAUAUUAAGCCAAAAGAUGGGGUCUGGGGCUGGUAAUUUCUUUAAAGUUGUUCUUAGAAACUUCGACGUUCUUGCCGGGCCACUUGUCGGACUUGUCUAUCCUCUAUAUGCCUCAAUCAGAGCCAUCGAGACCAAAUCCCCCACCGACGAUCAGCAAUGGCUUACUUAUUGGGUUUUGCACUCCAUGAUUACUCUCUUCGAGCUGACCUUCUCCAAGGUUCUUGAAUGGAUCCCCAUAUGGCCAUAUGCGAAGCUGGUUCUGCUCUGUUGGUUGUCGGGCUUCAACGGAGCUGCGCAUGUGUACGAGCAUUAUCUAAGACCUCUAAUGGUGAACCAGCAGAAAGUGAACGUUUGGUAUGUUCCAAAGGGAAAGGACCCUUUGAACAAGCGCGAGGACAUUAUCACUGCUGCAGAGAAGUACAUCCAGGAGCAUGGAACUGGAGAACUUCAAUACAUGCUUGACAAUGCCGAAGUGCACAGGAGAAAUGGCAGCAACUAUUAUGGUUAUGCUGAGGAGUAUGAAUACUAAAACGGAUGCUUACUACUUAGACUGAAAUAAGAGUGGGAACUCAACCAAGGCUGAAAGUUUUCUUUUUUACUUUUUGGGUCUGUGAAAAACUAGGUUCUAGGUUUUUUUUCAUUAUUGUAGAUGAACGUUUAAGUUAGGGUUAUCCAACUUGUACUUUUUUUUUUCUUUUUUUUGUUUGUAAUAUCAAAGCGCAUACAAGUAAAAAUCAACAGAAUUGGUCAAACUUUGCAGAUAA